Messenger RNA from Cyphellophora europaea CBS 101466, 657 nucleotides. RefSeq lists its product as uncharacterized. The record is from RefSeq and is a predicted model, not a curated record. NCBI's taxonomy places the organism in Eukaryota, Fungi, Ascomycota, Eurotiomycetes, Chaetothyriales, Cyphellophoraceae. The transcript has 2 exons. Bases 1 to 657 code for a protein of 218 amino acids.
AUGGCAUCAUCCACCACCUCCUCACCAAUCCCCCCCUUCUACCGCCACUUCUUCGCCACCUUCGAGGUCCUCCUCAGCUCCAUAGGCAUCUACAUGACCAUCUGGGACCCCAUCCCCUUCCUCAACGGCAUCAAUCCCUCUUUCUCCGGCCCCAUCACGCCGGAAAUCGACAUGCUGCUCAUCAUGCUGGCCGGCUUCUACGCCAUGGCCCUGUUUCUGCAAGCUGUGCUGCUGCGGGCGCGGCCUGAUGACCUCGGAGUCUGGCGGACUUGGAUCGGCGGGUUGACCGUGGUGGAUAGCAUUAUGGUGCUGGGUAUGGUGAAAAUUAUGCCGGCCGUGGGCUUGGCGGAUUCGAGGGAUUGGAGGUGGGAAGCCGUUGCGGGCUUCAAUUUGACAUUCGUUUCCACAGAUCCGCAACCUGUCAAGAUCCUUGAUGAAAACGGACUAGAAGCCAUUAUCGCCGACGUCCCGCCAGCUGCUUCAACAAUGAAUGCGAAGACUUGCAACACCGAGCAAACAAAAUCACUCUUCAAAGACUCCACCUUCUUCCUUUUACUCUUCAUUUGGAUCGCACACGGCAUUGGUGGAUGGGGCACAUUCUCCGUCUUUCCCACCGUUAUCUACGAGCUUGGUAUAUGGGGAACGGCAAGGACUUAG